AUGUCCCAGCCUGGAGGACACUGGAAGAGGCCCGGGACCCUGGGGCCUCCUGUGCGCAGUAUCCGGCCCUUCAAGUCCAGUGAGCAGUACCUGGAAGCCAUGAAAGAAGACCUGGCCGAGUGGCUUCGUGAUCUCUAUGGGCUGGACAUCGAUGUGACCAACUUCCUGCCGGUGCUGGAGACAGGCCUGGUGCUGUGCCGGCAUGCCAAUGCCAUCACUGCAGCUGCCCUGGCCUUCCUGGCUGAGUCACCUGCCCAAGCUCAAAGGAUUCCCAUGCCCCAGGCUGGGGUUUCCUGCAAUGAGGCCGCCCAGCCGGGUACCUUCCAGGCCAGGGACAAUGUCUCCAACUUCAUCCAGUGGUGUCGCAAGGAGAUGGGCAUCCAAGAGGUGCUGAUGUUCGAGACCGAGGACUUGGUGCUGCGAAAGAACGUGAAGAACGUGGUGCUCUGCUUGUUGGAGGUGGGCCGUCGGGCCUGGCGCUUCGGGGUCGCGGCGCCCACUCUGGUGCAGCUGGAGGAGGAGAUUGACGACCAGCUGCGCCGAGAGCUGGCCCUGCCGGCGCCUGACCCUCCGCCGCUGAAGCCCCCAGCGCGCAGGCGGUGCCACUUCCGCAACCUGGACCAGAUGGUGCAGAACCUCGUGAGCCACUGCACGUGCCCAGUGCAGUUCUCCAUGGUCAAGGUGUCUGAGGGGAAGUACCGAGUGGGAGACUCCAACACCCACAUCUUCAUCCGGAUCCUCCGGAACCACGUGAUGGUACGUGUGGGGGGCGGCUGGGACACGCUGGGCCAUUACCUGGACAAACAUGACCCCUGUCGGUGCACGUCCCUCUCACACAAGCCGGGCAGCCUCCUGAAGCCCCCAACCCCUCCGGUGCAGCAUGAAGUGAGGGUGCAGGACGGCCCCUCACACCCCCAGCCUACAAUGACCAUCAGCCGCUCUCAGAGCCCACUGCCCCCCGUGGACUGGAAGACAUACACUUCUUCAGGCCGAAAGCUGAGACCCCCCACCAUCUCCUCACCCAGCCCCUGCAGGGAGCAGGGAGCAGGGACAGGGGUUCUCAGGUGCCAGGAGAGGUCUCUCACCCCAUCUUGGAGGCAGCUGCCAGCUGGGCACAGCCCACCCAGCCCCCAAUCCUCAUUCAUCCAUGGGGGCCAAGACCCAUGGUGUACCUCGUCUGGGAAGAGGGAGGGAAGACACCUUUCUGAACUCCCCAGGGGAAGGACUCCUACCUCUUGGGUUCAUGAGGAAAAAGACAGCCAGGGAACCCCUGCUGGGACCCCAACCCCCCAAAGACUCCGAGCCCCAGAGGCCACCACCAAGGGAACAUCAGCACGAGGACCCUCUCCCCCUCCUCGCUCCUCUAGCCUAGCCAAGCCCCUCGGGCUCAGGCUGCCACUGUGGGAUGAGGCCCGGGGUGCUUCCUCCCAGCUCAGUGAGCCAGCACCUGUUUGUUCUCCAUCCCCUGUUAAAGGACUCACCAAGAUCCCCAUCCGGCUGCCCCCUGCCCGCCCCCCCACACCAGGAGGCAGCUUUCCAAGUACUGCACAUGGAGUUCCCAGGACAGAACUUGGGAGAGGACCCAUCGCACUAAGGCCCAUCUCUGGGGACCUGGCUGGGUCCAGACAUGAGGACUGCUCUGUGGCAGUGAGGCACAAAGACCAGAAGCCUGAGGGAACGAACACUCCCCUGGGCCUGGGCAGUUCCAAGGAGCAAGCCAUCUACCACAGCCUUGAAGAGGAGAUUUUGGCCAAGAUGAAGCUGCUAGAUGUGGGAGGUGCCUGUCCUCAGGACACAGGACCUGGGAUCAUCCCUCGAAGUGGAGUCUAUGUCCCCAGCCUGGGUGGGCAGUGGCCUGAGCCUGGGAGUCCUUAUGACAGAGUCAUCCAAGAACUGGCUCAGGGCUCCCCACCCCUCCUUAAAGUGGACAUGGAAGCCUGGAAGGCAGCCCCAAUAUGCUCUCCUAAGCCAGCUGCUACCACAGGCCCAGGAACCCCAAAGGGGAGGCUGGGAGCCCGAGAGAGUAGACCAAGGACACAAGCAAGCCUGAGUGCCAAGAGGACCAGCACGAGGAAGGUCCCACCUCAGAGGGGGCAGGACCGCUCAGCCCCUACUGUGUCGGCCAGUCAGGGAGCCCCUGCACCUGUGCCCUCAAACCCCAUUUCUGACAAAGCCAAGUCAUGUCUUGGAAAGGGUAAGAGGACCCUCCGGAAACCCCAGAGGGUCCCCUCCAUCUACAAGCUGAAGCUGAGGCCCAGGAUCCGGCCUCGGAGAGACCACAGGCCUGAGAAGUGCCCUUCAAGGAUCCCUAAGCCACUAGCCUACCUCUAUCUGGGUCCAGUCAGGGCACCCCCCAGGGGCAAGCUGUUGAGAGCCAUGCUGGGCAAGGGACGUGAGGCUUCUCAAGUGGUUGCAGUGCCAGCAGGUGAGAAGAAGGAAGAAAAAGAGAAGAAAUUGCUGGCUGGCCAUGGGCCGCAGCAGUUUGACCAAGCCCCACUCCCACCUGAAGAGGAGUCCUGGGUCUGA
This is a messenger RNA of Otolemur garnettii (small-eared galago), 2526 nucleotides long. RefSeq names its product growth arrest specific 2 like 2 (gene GAS2L2). Gene Ontology annotation, cellular component: stress fiber; microtubule plus-end; actin filament. Gene Ontology annotation, biological process: actin crosslink formation; protein localization to microtubule plus-end; microtubule bundle formation. Gene Ontology annotation, molecular function: microtubule binding; actin filament binding; cytoskeletal adaptor activity. The record is from RefSeq and is a predicted model, not a curated record. The coding region runs from base 1 to 2526 and encodes 841 amino acids. The transcript has 6 exons. NCBI's taxonomy places the organism in Eukaryota, Metazoa, Chordata, Mammalia, Primates, Galagidae.